Molecule: messenger RNA, 2652 nt
Organism: Engraulis encrasicolus (European anchovy)
Lineage: Eukaryota; Metazoa; Chordata; Actinopteri; Clupeiformes; Engraulidae
Product: GTPase KRas
Exons: 5
Coding region: 303-866 (187 amino acids)
Biological process (GO): Ras protein signal transduction
Cellular component (GO): plasma membrane
Molecular function (GO): GDP binding; GTPase activity; GTP binding
Source: RefSeq, a predicted model, not a curated record
CGCACCCACAAUGAAUCUCAAGCUUGAGGAAAAAAGGCUGAAGAGCCACUGAUGAUUUCUCCGGCAUCAUACAUUUCUUUUUAGAUUUCUUCAGCAUUUCAAUACGUUUGAGGUUAUUUUUUACGAAUGGACUCGUCGAUGUGGAGUAUACAAGUGAUGUGGUUGUAAAGUUAAUGGUGACUCUUUUCUUGAUAAUAAGGAAGGCAGUAUUCGGGCUAUGUGGCUCCCCGAUUAGCUUCAUAAUUUCAUUCUCAAGUCACGGCGAGUUUACUCCGAGAAAUCACAAGAAAGUACAUUGAAGGAUGACUGAAUACAAGUUGGUGGUGGUUGGCGCCGGUGGUGUUGGAAAGAGUGCUCUGACCAUUCAGCUCAUCCAGAACCACUUCGUCGAUGAGUAUGACCCAACUAUCGAGGACUCGUACAGGAAGCAGGUGGUGAUCGAUGGGGAGACGUGUCUGCUGGACAUCUUGGACACUGCAGGUCAGGAGGAGUACAGCGCCAUGAGGGACCAGUACAUGAGGACAGGGGAGGGCUUCCUCUGCGUAUUCGCCAUCAACAACACCAAGUCCUUUGAGGACGUUCACCUCUACAGGGAACAGAUCAACCGUGUGAAGGACAGUGAGAAUGUGCCCAUGGUGCUGGUGGGCAACAAGAGCGACCUGAGCACACGCACCGUGGAGACGCGGCAAGCCCAGGAGCUCGCGCGCAGCUAUGGCAUCCCCUUCGUAGAGACCUCCGCCAAGACACGACAGGGUGUUGAAGAUGCCUUUUACUCCCUGGUGAGGGAGAUCAGGAGGUACAAGGAGACGAAUCGCAGCAACAAGAAGAGCAAGAAAAGCACACAGAGACGUUGCACUUUGCUAUAGCACUGCACCACUUCACUUCCACCUGUACUGAUAACAUCUUACCAACCCAUUCACAGACACACACACACACACACACACAUUCACACGCAGCCAUCAUGUAGUGUUCUACAUAGUCUGUUUUGCAGUAGAACACACACGCAUAUUCAUACACACACAGACUCUUGUUUCACUUUUACACACAUUGUUGAUGUAAGCGUCUAAUGCGAGUUGGCUGAGUGGGAUGGAUGGCGAGAGGGGGAGAGAAAAACAGAGAAACUCGAUGGGCGUUUGGAUAGUGUUUUUGUUAGUAAGCCAUUUCUAGCACACAUCAACCUCCAUGAAGUAAAGACACGCUACUCGUUUAGGACUGAGUAACUAACACGAGUGGAGAUGUUAUGUUUUAUUCUAGCGCAGGCCUGUCCCCGGAAGCCUUUUGGUGCUGCUGUCACCCCCAUUCAAUCGACUGGAAUCAUGAAGUUUUGGGUUGUUGUUUUUUCCCCCCUGUUGUCCAAUGUCCGCAUGGUUUAUGAUUUGAGUGAUGGUUCAUUGUUGAAGGCAUAUUCUGGGCUGUCACAGAUGAGAUUUUAUUUUAUAGGGAUAGAGAUAUGGAGCCUUGGCAUUUUACCUGCUCCUAAUGAUGGACCUGUACUGGAUUUUACACUUUUUGACAGUUGUAUUUUCCCAGUUUUGGGCAGGAGGACUCAAACUCAAGUUAUGUCACUUCCUGUUCACAUACUCAGAACCACUAGUCUGCUUCCAAGAAUGCUUACAAACUUGUCACAUGCUUGAGAAAGUAGGGCCAGACAACAUUUAAAAAAAAAAAAAUCAACCUGCUGCCUAUUCUGCAGAACCAGGGAAACGGCUCCUCCACUGCUUGGCCUUCUGAGCGUCCACCCAGUCUUACUGGCUGUAGAUGAGGGGGCAUGCCAAGGAUUGCUGCGCUAGCCUUGCCAAGCAUGUUAUUUUGAUAUAGUGGCCCUAAAGAGGAACAGUGAUGGGGAAAUGAGUCUGUAGAAAAUACCAGAAUCUCACCAAAUGCCAAAAAGGUUCAUUGGUUGGUGGUGUCUAGUAGCUGACCACUCCAGCGAUAGCCAUUUUACUCACUGAAUCUGGACUGAGAGGUCUCUGGAAAGCUAAGAGCAGAGUCUUGCCAAGCUUCUUGCCCACUGGGUGUAACAGUUUUGCCAGACAGCACAAGUUUAUGUAGUGCGAACUCCUCGUGUGGACGCAAACAGGAAAGAGGAAUGCCAUUUUAAAAAUUAGACAACAUUUUUAGGGGACAAUAGUUGUGACUGAUGUUACUUGAAGGCGAUUGCAUGAGAGGACAAUGCAUGCCCACAAGUCAACAAAAACCAAGGAAGGGUUCUUCAGACCCAUUCAACAAUGACCUGCGUUUCUUUUCUUCCUGAGCUUAUGGGCGGGAUGAUUCCCCUAAACUUAGAGAUGGAAUUUGCCACUGAUUGCGAAAGAGGUUUGGGUGGGGCCUGAAGUGUGGUGUUAGACCUACUUUUUUAUCGCGUUAGAAUACAACUGUGUGAAUGAUCAUGUAAGUAAGGGAGAUGUGCGUGUGUGUAUGCAUUUUGUCCCAGGAGCACUCUGUUGUCAGCUGACCUCCGAAAAUAAUCAUGUGACUCGAUGUCUUUAGAGUUAGUUUUAGUGUUCCCAUGGCAACAGAACAUCUGGACAGUCUCCAGGAAAUGGACAUCAUUUUUUUUUUUGGCCACGAGGAUCGAGACCUAAAACAUUCCUCUAUUAGUCAACAGAUGUUGUAGCAACCUUUGUGAAUAAAAACUCUUUUGGAUAAGUA